CAUUGUCGCGCGGAGCGCCAGCCACAGCCACAGCCACAGCAAAUUUAUCCACAGCUGAAGCAGCAGCAACUCUAGCAACCGCUGUGGCAGAUGCGCGAGGGAUGGUGUGGGCAGGAGGGGCGGCAGUAGGAGGAAGCGCAUCGGGAGGCGCAGGGAUGCUGACGCCGCUGAAACGCAAGAGAGGCCGACCAUCCAAGAAGGACAGAGCAGAGCAGUCACGCCUCUUCCUCCAGCAGCAGCAGCGGGAAAAGGCAGCUGCAGCAGCUGUUUCUUCUGCUGCUGCAGCAGCCGCGUUGGGAUCAGCGUCAGCAAGAGCCCUUUCCGCUCGCUUGGGUUUGGCAGGGAGUGUGUCGAUUGCGGGCUAUGCGUCGUCGUUUGCUGACUGCUCCCUUUCAGACUCCAAUGCUGCGUUUCCCUGUGUCCCAUCUCCCGCUGCUGCUCCAGUCAGCAUCUUUUCAGGCAGACGGUUUCCAGCUGCUGCUACUGCUGCUGCCGCUGGUUGUGCUGCUGCUGCUGCCGCCGCUGCUCCUUCUGCCGCCGCCGCUGCGGCCGCUGCUAGCGCUGCAGCUGCUACUGGUGGUGGUGCCAGCGCAACAGCAGCCAACAUGCACCUUCCGUUUGCUGCACUGACCAAAAACCAGUCCAUCUGUUCCCCCACGCCUCCUCUCUCUGCACCACCUCUCACUGCUGCUCCUGACGCCUUUGCCGGGCUGAGAGCGGAUGUGUUUGCAGGAAUGCCGUGUGUGCCUGGCGCAGUGGCGCUAGGCGUUCCCUGCGCUCCCCUCACUGCUGAGAUGCAAGCCUGUGCUGCCAAGGGCUUGAUGGGACACGCAGGGCUCUUGGGUUUGCACGGAAGGAAUGCUGUUCUGGCUUCCGGUGCUGGUGCUGGUGUCCAUGCUGGUGCUGCUGGUGCGUAUUUUUCUGCUGCUGCUGCUGCUGCAGCCGGCACGAGUGGUUCCUCUUUCCCUGCGACCAACGGUGCUGCUUCUGGGGCUCUUGCAGCAGGCAUGAGCACAGGGAGCGGUAGCCAGGGGUGGAUGCUGCUGCAAAUGCUCCCUCAGGAGGUGCUGCCUCAGAUGUUACCGCAGUUGUUACUGUGCAGUCAAGUCAUGUUUCCGGGCACCAAUUUAUGUGCAAGCCAGUUCCCACCGUUGCUUCCGCCUCUGCACGCGAGUUUGCCGCAAAGCCUGCAAUCCCCCUCGGGGCAGCACGGCGCAGUCGGAGCAGCAGCAGUCGGUUCAAAGCAGGAAGCACCUGCUGGUGCUGUCGGAACAGCAGCAGCAGGAGGAGGAGGGGGAGGACCAGCAGGAGGAGGAGUUGUGGCCACACCUGCUGCUGCCGCCAGGUUUUCAGCAACAGCAGCGGCAGCGGCAGCGGCAACAGCAGCGGCAGCAGCAGCAGCAGAGGAGAUCAGAGAAGCUGGAGCUGCAGCAGCAACACCCAGUGAAGGUGGGGAGACGGCGCCACGAGGAGAUGCAGUGGGGGGUGAGAGAGGGAGUUGGAGGGAGAGGAGAGGCGGGCAAGGGCAGCGAGGGAGGGAGGAGGAGGACGAAUUGGAAGGAGAAGGUGAGCGAGAGGAUGACGAGUGGAAGGGCGAGGAGGAGGAGGGGGAGGAAGAGGAGGAGGAAGAGGAAGGGGGAGAAGAGGGGGAAGAAGAGGAGCAAUGGGAGGAGGGAGGCGUGACGCGACGAGGGGUUGCUGCUGCUGUGCCUGCUGCUGCUGCUGCCUCUGCUGCUGCUGCAUCUGCUGCGAUGUGCGGCCCUCGCUUGUUCUCUGCAUGGCAUCUGUCGGGACAAGCUGGCGCUGACGUUGGCGCUGCUGCUGCUGGUGAUGCUGCUGCUGCUGGUGCUGGUGCCGCUGCUGCUGCUGGUGUGGGUGGGGAGAAGUCCGAAGCUGGGAGUUGCGGGGGCGGGAACAGCAUGGUUCGGGUUCCUGCAUUGGCCCAUGUGCACAGGGCGGCGACAGGAGCUCACAGAGGGGCUGUUCAAGAGCCUAAAGAGAUCAAUAAAGAUGCUCGUCAGGAGGUCGAGGAAGGGGUGCAGCACGGGGUGAAGGGAGGAUGUAAAGCGGAUGGUGAAAGGGCCUUACGGCCUGUCCAAUGGUCUGAGCGGGGUGGAUAUUCAGGGAGUUGUGGUGAGCGGAGAGAACGGCUGGGCGUGGGGGGCGCUGGCGGUGUGAGGAGGAGGAGAAUGGCCGAGGAGGAGGAAGACGAGGAGGAGGAAGAGGAUGAGGAGGAGGGAGAGGAAGAGGAGGAAGAAAAGCAGGAGGAAGAGGAGGUGGAUUCGGGGGGAAGUGACGAAUUGAGAGAAGGAGCAGCGAAAAGAGGAGCAAGAGGGGCAGCAAGAGCGAGAGGGGGGACGAAAGCAGGCAAGGCACGAGAGGGCCGCGUAGCACUGACAGCAGCAGCAGCAGCAGCGGCGCCAAAGCCAUCUUCAGGUGCUGUCCCCGCUCUGGACUGGAUGCUGCUGCAGAUGCGGUCACGCGUGGCAAUGCCUGUAAAGGCACUGGAAGAGCAGGCGGAUGAAUGCUGCCCUGCUGUGCUGAGGAGGGCGAGUAUAAAGGCGCCUCAAACGGUGUUGGAAGCACAGGCGGAUGAGCGUCGUCCUGCUGUGCUGGGGAAAGUGGGGGCGAGGGCGAGGGAGAAUGAGAAGGGGGCUGGGCAGAGGGAGAGGGAGGAGGAAAGGUGCAGAAAGAGGGAGCGGGGGGAGGAGAGGUUCGGGAAGGGAGUGUGGGACGGGGAGAGGGAUGGGGAGAGGAGGUUUGGGAGGGAGUGGGAUGGGAAGAGGGGGAGAGAGAGUGGAAUGGAGAGGGAAGGGGCGAGCGGGAGGGAGGUGGGGAGUGGUGGGGGGAUGAAGGGACAUGAGGGAGAGGGGAUGUGCAGGCACAGGAGUAAGAGCAGGAGGUUUUCUGCAGUGAAGGAAGCUGAAGAUGGGAGGGAACGUUUGGAUGAUGAUGCGGGAAGAGGACAGGGAGAGAGGCUGUAUGGAGACCAGCGAAGAGGAGCUGAGAGGCGGAUGCGGAGGAGUAGAGAGGUGGAGAGCGUUGGGGAUUAUGGCGGGGAUGCUGGUGCUGCUGCUACUACUGCUGCUGCUGGUGCCGCUGCUCAUGCUGGUGCCAGAAUCUCUCCACCUGCUGCUGCUGCUGUUGGCGCUGGUGUCGGUGCUGCUACUCCCGCUGCUGUUCCUUGCCCUUUCAUCUCGUCCCAUCCUGUCCCUCCUGCCUCUAUUGCUGCGGCUGCCAUCGCAGCAGCGGCUGCGGAAGCAGCAGAAGCAGAAGCCAAGGCCUUUCCCUUGGCGUUCUUCCCAGCAGCAGGAACUGCAGCCGCUUCUGUGUCUGCCUCUCUCUCUGUCAACGGUCGCCCCGCGCCUCCUCCUCCUCCUCCUCCUCCUCCUCCUCCUCCGCUUCCUCCCCCUCCUGCUCCUGCUCCUCCUCCCGCUUCUGCUAUCCCACCUGCUCCUCCUGCUUUUCCUCACCCGGUUUUUCAAACCACAGCCUCACCUUUCUUUGGUACGUCUGCCACUGCUGCUGCCGCUGUAGCAGCAGCUGCUGCUGCAGCAGCUAGCACCUACGGACUGCAGCAGCACAACCCAGCCUUGCGUUUCCUCUCCCCUUCUCUCCUCCAGCAACACCCGUCCCUUUUCUCCUCCUGGCCUGCGCCCGUUUCGGCCGCGCCGUACCAGUCUUCUGCUUGGUGUGAGAUAUUCAAAGCAGCGGCAGCAGCAGCCGCUGCUGCGUCUGCAGCAGGGGCAUGGGGGGGAGCAGGUGUGAGUGGGGCAGGGGUGUUUGGAAAUCCCCGUUUGCUUGCCAACAUGACUGCGAAUGCGAAUGCGAACGCGAACGCUCAUGAGAUUUUGAGAGACGGACAGGUGGGAAGUUUCGAUUGGCAAAGAGGAGGGGGAGGAUCAGGAGUCGGACUAGCGGAGGCAAUGGCUGCGCUUCAUCGGCAGCAGGAGAGGCUGAAGGGGGUGCUGGAGAAGGGGAGAAAGGGGGGUACACAGAGAGGGGAUGCGAGCGAGAGACGCGAAGAUAGGUGUGAUAACGCGGGUGAAGAGAGGAGGGGAGAGGGUGGGAAGAGGGAGCGUUCCAGGGGAACUGAGUGGGAGAGGAAUGAGCGUGUAGGAGGGGGAAUGGGUGGCCAGGUUGCUGCUUUGGAUUCCGCGGCUGCUUCUGCUGCUGCUGCUGCUGCUGCUACUGCUUCUCUUGCUGCUUCUGCGGCUGUUUCUGCUGCUGCUGUCAGGGAAUUGUCUCCCUGGAAUCGUGUUGUUCCCGGCCGUGACCCUCCCAUUCACCCAGCGCUUAUGAGGCAGGCAUUGCUGCGUAGCUGGACUGCUGCCAACAACUCUCCUGCUGCUGCUGCUGCUGGGCUGGACGCAUGGAACAGCAGCGACAACGCUGGUGGUAAUGCGUGGGGAGGGUUGGGGAGAGCAGUGGAGACAGGAGGGAGGAGGCCCGAAAGAUGGCUGGGGGGAGCUGAGGAAGUAGGGGGGCACGUUAGAGAGGAGGAGUGGAGUGAGGAGGAGGAGGAGGAGUUAGAGGAAACGGAGGGAGAGGUCAAGAGUGGGGGAGUGGCAGAGGAGCGGUGUUUGAAACGAGGCGGCGGUAUGGGAUGCGCUACUUUACCUGGGUGGGAGGAGUGGGAAGGCGUGGCAGCAGCACAGGACUGCAUAUGGCCUGGUGCUCAGUUCAACAGUGGCCAACCUGCUUCCAUCACCCGUGGAGCUGCAGCAGUGGCUGGCCCUGCUCUUCAGCCUCGUGUGAACCGCCUCACCACUGACCCUGCUGCUGCUCCUCCUCCUGCUCCGCCUGCUGCUGCUGGCCCCCCUGCUGCUUCUUCUGCUCGGCCUGCCGCUGCGAGUGAGCGUGGGGAUGGUCUGCUCGCGCAAGGUGUACUUCCGUUCCUGGGAGACGCCUCGGCGCUUGCACCUGUCGCAGGCGCGUGCAAUGGAGGGCAGCGCAUGCCUGUACCCCCACGGUCGCUGCAACGGUGGGGCUUUAGUGGAGUUGUCCAGGGGCUGGAGAGCUGCUGGGUGGGGGAGGGUGGCUACGGGCAGAGGAAACUUUUGGACGAGAGGACAGCUGAGGUCGGGGUGGUGGAUCAGGGUCUUAGGUCCCGGGCGAUGGGACAGGGUGGGAUUAGGGGCAGAGGGGGAGUGGGAGUGGGUGGGGAGAGUGUGUGGGAAGAGGAACGCAUGCUACAGGCUUGGAACAGCCAGUUGGCUGGUCAUUCUGAAGCUGCUGCGACCCAUGCUGCUUGGUUGGGUGCUGCUGCUCUUGCUCCUGCUGCUCCUGCUCCAGCUGCUGCUCCUGCUUCUCCCGCCGGUCCUGCUGCUACUGCUGCUGCUGGUCCCACUGCUGGUGCUAGAGGCCGUAUCGUGGGCGGCAGUGAAACAGGUGUGACUGCAACAAACGGCCUGUGUGCAUCCCUGUACGCACCUCCUCCUCCUCCUCCUGGCACCUUUCUACGCAAGGUAGCGCCUGCUAGGCUGGUGCGUCCGCUUGGAGACAGUGGGCGAGGAAGGGGAACGGGAAGCUCCUGGGGUGGUGCCAUCACGGAUGUUGCUGUCAAUACUGCUGGCUUGAGCUCUGCUGCUGCUUCUGUUCCCGCUGCCGCUGCUGCUGCCGCCGCUGCUGCUGCUGCUGCUGCUGCUUUUCGCUCAGUUCCGGGUGAAGCUCCUACGAGGAGAAGUCGAGACCGCCAUGCUGGUGCAGGCAUGAUAGGUCUGCCGCACCCUGGUGAGGGAAUGGCAGGCACCGGUUUGCCACAAGCGGGUGAUAUGCAAGCGAGCUUCUUCGAAAACCGUAAGCAGGUUAUGCAGAAUCCAGGCCAAGGCAGUCAUGGUGGGCACGAUGGCGUUAAGGGAGCUUUUUCUUGGAUGCUACAGAAGGGAGGGAUGCGCAGUGGUUGGGGAAGGGCAGAAGAGCAGGAUGUCUUGGAGGAUCAGGGGAGAGUGGAUAGCAAGGAGAAGAACAAGGGGAAUGCCGUGCAGGAGGCAGUAAGAGUUGCAAGGACAGCUGCUGGUGCAGUGGAUCUGACAUUGAAGCUUUGA
Messenger RNA from Closterium sp. Naga37s-1, 6047 nucleotides. NCBI's taxonomy places the organism in Eukaryota, Viridiplantae, Streptophyta, Zygnematophyceae, Desmidiales, Closteriaceae. The record is from the annotation of a GenBank genome assembly.